Pantherophis guttatus is the source of this 4410-nucleotide messenger RNA. RefSeq names its product DEAH-box helicase 35 (gene DHX35). Lineage: Eukaryota; Metazoa; Chordata; Lepidosauria; Squamata; Colubridae. The record is from RefSeq and is a predicted model, not a curated record. Gene Ontology annotation, cellular component: intracellular anatomical structure; catalytic step 2 spliceosome. Gene Ontology annotation, molecular function: helicase activity; RNA binding.
CGAUCACAUGAUCCUUGCAAUGGCGAGAGGCUCCGUUCUUUUCAUUUUGACCUUUCACCCCAAGAUGGCGGCGCCCGUGGGUCCGAUGAAGUUUUGGAAACCGGGCACAGAAGGACCAGGUGUCAGCCUCUCAGAGGAAAGACAGAAUGCUGCUGAAAGUUCAAGCGUUUCGGUCAUCUAUAAUCCCUUUAUUUCCCUUUCUAUUGAGCAACAGAGGCAAAAGCUGCCUGUUUUUAAGCUUAGAAAUCAUAUCCUCUAUCUGGUAGAAAACUAUCAGACAUUAGUGAUUGUUGGAGAAACAGGAUGUGGGAAAAGCACUCAGAUUCCCCAAUAUCUAACAGAAGCUGGUUGGACUGCUGAAGGCCGGAUAGUGGGAGUAACACAACCUCGGAGAGUUGCUUGUAUUUCAAUUGCAGAGCGGGUAGCUGAAGAGAGGGGUGCCUUGCUGGGCCAUGAAGUUGGAUAUUGCAUUCGAUUUGAUGAUUGUACUGACCCACAAGUUACAAGGAUUAAGUUUCUGACAGAUGGAAUGCUGGUCAGGGAAAUGAUGGCUGACCCAUUACUAACCAGAUAUAGUGUCGUCAUGUUGGAUGAAGCUCAUGAGAGAACUUUAUAUACAGAUAUUGCCAUUGGCUUAUUAAAAAAGGUUCAGAAAAAACGAGGAGAUCUUCGCUUGAUUAUAGCAUCUGCUACACUGGAUGCUGAGAAAUUUAGGGAUUUCUUUAACCAAAAUGAGAGCAGUGACCCAAGCAAAGAUACCAGCAUGAUCCUCACUGUGGAAGGACGGACGUUUCCAGUGGAUGUCUUCUACAUUCAGAGCAGGCGCAGACUUGAGUGGAGGAGGGCUUCAGGAACCUUCCCCCAUCCCCUUCUGCACCGGCCAGCUGGAGCAGACUUCAGACAAGUGCUACGGGGGCUCGGUGGAAUCUUCAUGCUUUUCCUCCCCUGGAACCUUAAUUCUCCCCUUCCCCCUCCACAGAAGGGCUAUGGGCAAGCUUGGCAGCAACUUCAUGCCCUCCCUCCUCCUCCACAGAAGGAGAUGGAAAGUCCUGUUCCAGAUUAUGUGAAGUCAACUGUGGAAACAGUCAUGAAAAUUCAUAAUUCAGAAGGUGAUGGCGAUAUACUGGCAUUUUUAACUGGCCAGGAAGAAGUAGAAACAGUUGUUUCUAUGUUGAUAGAACAAGCUCGAAUCAUCGCUCGCACAGGCAUGAAGAAGCACCUGCGUGUCCUUUCUAUGUAUGCUGGAUUGCCUGCUACUGAGCAGAUGAAAGUUUUUGAAAGAAUGCCUCAUAAUGUGAGAAAGGUGAUAGUGGCUACUAACAUUGCAGAAACCUCUAUCACAAUCAAUGGAAUUUCAUUUGUCGUUGACUGUGGCUUUGUGAAGCUUCGUGCAUAUAAUCCCAAAACAGCCAUUGAAUGUCUUGUGGUUGUUCCAAUCUCGAAGGCCUCGGCUAAUCAGAGAGCUGGUCGUGCUGGACGGAAUCGCUCAGGAAAAUGUUAUAGACUUUACACAGAGGAAGACUUUGAGAAAUUGCCACAGUCCACUAUUCCUGAAAUGCAACGCAGUAACCUGGCACCAGUUAUAUUGCAGCUUAAGGCAUUAGGAAUUGACAAUGUGCUUAGGUUUCCCUUCCUCUCACCUCCACCAGCUCAAUCAAUGGUGCAAGCUCUGGAGCUGUUGUAUGCCUUAGGAGGACUGGAUAAAUAUUGUCGUCUCACUGAACCUCUGGGGAUUAGAAUAGCAGAGUUCCCUUUAAAUCCUAUGUUUGCAAAGAUGCUCCUAGAAUCAGGAAAUUUUGGCUGCUCCCAAGAGAUUCUGAGCAUUGCAUCCAUGAUGCAAAUCCAAAAUAUCUUCACAGUUCCUCCAAACCAAAAAAUUCAAGCUAUUAGAGAACACAGAAAAUUUGCUGUUGAGGAGGGUGACCAUCUCACAAUGCUUAAUGUCUAUGAAGCUUUUAUAAAACACAACAAAAGUUCUCAGUGGUGUCAGGAACACUUUCUGAAUUAUAAAGGUCUUGUUAGAGCCACAAUUGUAAGGGAGCAGCUGAAAAAACUUCUUGUCAAAUUCAAAGUGCCAAAAAAAUCUAGUGAAGGUGAUCCAGACCCUGUUCUAAGAUGUAUUGUUUCUGGAUUUUUUGCUAAUGCAGCCAGAUUUCAUUCUACUGGGUGUUACAGGACUAUUCGUGAUGAUCAUGAACUCUACAUACAUCCCACCUCAGUGUUGUAUGCAGAGAAACCUCCUCGUUGGGUAGUGUACAAUGAAGUUAUACAGACUUCGAAGUAUUACAUGCGAGAUGUUACAGCUAUUAAAUCUACUUGGUUAUUGGAACUGGCCCCUCAUUUCUAUCAGCAAGGAACGGUACGGGCUCGGCAUGGACUCCAAACGCAUCUUUCUCUGAAAGCCAAAAGAGCUAAAGUAGAUGACCACUGACUCUCUCUGACUGUUGAAGUUCAUCACGUGUGAUGCUGAAAUUGUCACCAAUUUGAAAAUGUACAACUGUCCUUCCAACAAUUAGUUGAUUAGCAACCUGACCUCAUAUCAACUAUUCAUGUUGAAAUGCCUGCUUGCCAGGAUUCUGUAGGGAUGUAUGCAUGACCAAUACAUUGUAACACUUAAAUAGAGCUUGUAUUGUGGACAUCUUAUCCAGCAGUCUAGUUGUGAUGACCACUUCUGUUCAUAAGGGCACUAUGCUCAUUUUAAAUAAAGUAGAAAAAUUAUCAGUGCAAAAAAAAAACCAGAAAGACACAAUUUCGAAGAAAUUUGCAGUACAUGGAUAACUACAUUAUACCCUUGAAGCAGAAAGGAGAGGAAGCAGAUACAGUGCCCUCAGAGAGAUGCUCAGGAUCCUUCAGACCACUGUGUGAAACUUGAUCAUCCUGGAACUACCUGCUAUACAUGUAGGCAGAUUUGGGAACACAAGCAAAGCCUUGACGUACCUUAAUGGGUGGAAAUGAAAACCUUGAAACUGUGAUUGUGCCUAACUGCUGUGAUUUUUUUCCCUGUCUUUUUUCCUGUAAAGCAAUAGAUUUCUAAUCUUUUACUGGUUUCUACAUUUCUUCUUUCUUGCAUUUUCUCUCUUAUAAUAAAUUAGCUUAUUUUACAGCCAUAAUAUCAAGACUUUCACUAAAUUAAGCUCCUUGAGAAAGGACUUUAAUGCGGACAUAUUGUUUGUUGUUUCCUUUCAUUUCAAAAUUAAGAAAUGAGAAACUUGGAGCCAGUAUCUGCACAUUCUCAAAUUUUUGAUAUUAUAGUUAACAAAAAUCUGUGGUUCUUGGCAUGUGUUACUGACUGUUAAAAGUUCAGAUAGUGGUGAUUAUAGCAAUGAGGAUAAAGAAUCCAAUUUUAAGAUAGAGCCAGAGGGACACGUCCAGAAAUAUUAUCUUUUCCCCCAACUGAGGCUCUGUUGAAUAUAAGGAUUCCUUGGAAUGGGACACAGGGUGGUGUAGAACUGCUAGUGCUCUAUCUACAUGGAUUUCUGUUGCAUGUUCCUUGUACAGUAAAUAAGACGUUUUGGCGAAAUGAUUGUAGCUUGAGGGAAGGAAAGAUACUGUUAGUGAAACAGCAAAUUAGAACAAAUUCUAGAAAUUAAAUUCCCUCAAUGAAAUAGAGUAUACUGGCCCAUUUUACAAUUAACCUGAAAUCCAUUUGACAAGAUUGUUUAUAGCGAAAUAUAACAAAUGAGAAAAUUUACUUCCAUGAAUCUUAAAAAAAAAAAAAAACCCUUUUGACACAUAUUUUUUAAAAAAUAAAAUGUUCUGAACUUUGCAGUUGUGCUAGGAUUGUUUUCCUCAGAGAGGAAGGUUGGUUUGUAUAGAGUACACUGCUUAAGGUGUGCAAUGACUUUUUCUUUUGUAACGUUCUUCUUUGCCUCAGCACGUUGAUAUUUAUUUUGAAAUAUCAUUUAUUUUGGAUAUAUGUAUUUUGGAAAUAUGGAUUUGUCUUUCUUCCUAGAACAUAAGUUGGUUGUAUGACUUGCUCUCUUCUUUUUUAUUCUUCUUUUAAAAUACAUGUAAAUUGUGGUGUUGUUUUUACACAGAAUAUGGAUGUGCAUCCUGAGUCACUUUUUCAAACUCCUCUUUCCAUUCUGCUUUUCACAAGUCUGCAGAGAAGCUUGAGCUAUCAAUGUCCGAUCCAUACAAUGUCUUUGUGCUGUAUGUGCAACUUAACAAAGUUUAAUUCCAAUCUAUGGAUUCAUGGUUUCUCUCCCUCUUCCCUGUUUGUGAGUUCCAUAGGCUUAUCUUUUAUUUUUUGUGUACUGUGUAAAGUCCAGAAUAGCGCUGAUGCUCCCAAUGAGUCUCUAAAAAGCUCUUCCUUUAAAGAGUUUGCAAAGUCCUGGAUACAUAAAGUAUGUAAAUUUCCAUGUCUUCUUGCAACAGUUUAGAAAAACAAAAUAAAGCUGUCUUCCAUAA